Annulohypoxylon truncatum is the source of this 4318-nucleotide messenger RNA. RefSeq names its product SNF2 family N-terminal domain-containing protein. Gene Ontology annotation, molecular function: ATP binding; ATP-dependent chromatin remodeler activity. The record is from RefSeq and is a predicted model, not a curated record. Gene Ontology annotation, biological process: transcription-coupled nucleotide-excision repair. Bases 520 to 4017 code for a protein of 1165 amino acids. Lineage: Eukaryota; Fungi; Ascomycota; Sordariomycetes; Xylariales; Hypoxylaceae. The transcript has a single exon. Gene Ontology annotation, cellular component: nucleus.
AUCCUAGGUAAUUAAGGUUUCCGGAACAAAAGAGCCUCAACACUACUUCCUUUUUCCAUGUGCGCUGGUGCCUACCGUUUUUGACUCCUACUACUAGGCAACUUUUUUCCCCUGCACUUUCGUCUUUCUUUUUUCCUUCUCAUUCCAACAUUCAGACACAAUUCGAUUCAUCGCACUCUGUGAUCUGUUACCAACUUCAGUAUCCGUCUAAGCCUUUAGGCAUUUGGUAUCAACUCACUUGCGCUGAUUCGCACUGCUACUGGAUCGUGUACUCUAUUCUCACCUUUCUACCACUUUAUUAUACUACACACUCUACUUCAUCACUCUCUAUUCUAUCAAUCACUUCUCCAUCACACUACUCUUUCAUUACUCCACUACUUGAAUAUCAACUGUACAAUUGCACUACUCUUCCAAGAUACGGUACUCUUUCAUUAAACCACUCUACCACUUUCGCAUCACCAAACUAUCUUGUAUUCACGCACACCCUUUAAUGUACGGCGCAUUGUGCCGACUUUCAUCAUGACGUCUGAUUCCGGUAAUCCGGAUGACCCAAAAGUUGAGUCGGCGGAUGUACAACGCGCCGUAACCCCAGUCACGGAACUGUUAACCAACAUCGUCGAAGAAGCAUGUGCUACUACUGCACCUGCUGCUGAUUCCAACGCCAAAGAUACUAUUGCCGACAUCGUUGAUGAGGAAGCAGCGAUUAAGAAUCUUACAGCAAAUGUUCGCGACCAGGCAGAUGUAGAACGCGAUAUCACUUAUCAAGCGAAUCUUGCCUUGAUUGAUGCUGAGGAUAAGCGAGAUGAGAAACGUAUCGACAAGGUACGAGCUAGUAUAAAGAAGCUCAAAACCGAGAAGAAGAACCUUGAGGAGCAAUGUCGUAGGGCCCUUGGAAGACCCGCGUAUCAGCGAACAACUCGAGACAAGAUUGCUCAAAUUGACUCGGAUAUCAAACAAGCCAACAAGGACAUUGCUGAUCUCCAAGCACGCAUCGAACAACGUCAUCGCGAAGGCGACAAUAUCGACCAAUUUCAGAGCACCAACAAGAAGUUGCCUAACGAGAGUCAUCGUGACUUCUUGAUUCGCACGGGUAAAAUUACCCCAUUUGCGAAUAUUGGUGGACCACGACCCGAAGGCGUUGAAGGACCGCUGGCCGAUGCCUUAAUCGAUGCCGAAGAUGAAGCAGCAGCGGAGCAACUGGAAGAACAAGCCGAUUACCAACCUCAAUCGCAUCAGAAUCUGCGAGCGCCUGGAUUUGACGAAGAACCUGAUCUGGCCAGCGCGGCGGCCGAAAGCGAAUUCGGAUUACGUCCACGUCAACGCCAACAAAAAAAGCGUAAAUUAACGCACGCGGCUUCGUCGUCGGACGAAUACGUACCGCAGACUUCUUCCGAUGCGCCCGGUGCAGAUUUCGUUGAUCAAGUGUCACAGGAUGACGAGCGACCUCGAAAGAAGUCCAAGAAAGCAACAAGUGGUGACAAAGUUGAUCUUAGCAAGAUCGACGAUGGCAAUGAGCGCAGUUACCAGGCUCGACUUGCUGAUUGGUCCAAAAGGCGUUGCGCCAACAGACGUAGAAAGCGGCAGGAGAGAAGACGUGAAGGCGACGACGAGGCUGACAGUGGAGAUGAACAAGAAUGGUUGAAGCCUUCUCCAGACCACGACGAUCAUCUCCUUCAGAAUGGGUUCAAGAUCCCUGGUGAUAUCAACCAUGCCCUUUUUGACUACCAGAGAACCGGUGUUCAAUGGUUGUCAGAACUUUAUGCCCAGAAAGUUGGAGGCAUCGUUGGUGACGAGAUGGGCCUUGGAAAGACUAUUCAACUCAUCGCUUUCAUUGCGACUUUGCAUCACAGUCAGCAAUUAGACAAGCCUGUCAUUAUCGUGGCACCAGCUACUGUCCUUAAGCAAUGGGUGAACGAAUUCCACCGUUGGUGGCCUCCUAUGCGAGUGUCGAUCCUUCAUUCCUCGGGAAGCGGCAUGCUUAGUAUGAAAGCCGAGGGUAGGAUUGAAGAUCGAGAAGAGAUGUAUGAUGAGGAUGAUCAGUUGGACGAGAGCAAGUUUGGCAAAGCGGCAAAGAAAAUCGUCAAUCGGGUUGUGAAGCAUGGUCACGUUUUAGUGACAACUUACGCCGGAUUACAGACUUAUGGCAGACUCCUUACUCCCGUGGAAUGGGGUUAUGCUGUUCUAGAUGAGGGCCAUAAAAUCCGUAACCCCAACAGCGCAGUCACGAUAUACUGCAAAGAGUUGCGAACCCCAAACCGCAUCAUUCUUUCCGGUACGCCUAUGCAGAACAACCUGACAGAGCUAUGGUCGCUAUUCGACUUCAUCUUUCCAAUGCGAUUAGGAACCUUAGUGGAGUUUCGUAGCCAGUUUGAAAUCCCCAUUCGGCUUGGAGGUUACGCCAACGCUAACAAUCUCCAAAUCAUGACCGGACAGAAGUGUGCCGAAGUUCUCAAGGAUGCAAUCAGUCCAUUCCUUCUCCAACGACUCAAGAUUGAUGUUGCGACUGACCUCCCUAAGAAAACCGAACAAGUCCUUUUCUGUCAUCUCACGCAGGAACAGAGACAGCAGUACGAGUCUUUCCUCAAGUCGAAGGAGAUGGAGGCUAUUUUCAAGGGAAGUAGAAAUUCCCUCUAUGGAAUUGACAUACUCCGAAAGAUCUGCAAUCAUCCUGAUCUUGUCGACCCUAGCUUGAAGGAGAAGAGAGGAUACAACUGGGGCGAAGUUAGUAAAUCUGGCAAGAUGGUGGUUGUGGAAGCACUGCUCCAAACUUGGAAGAAACUCGGACACAAAACACUUUUGUUUAGUCAGAGUGUUCAGAUGUUGAAUAUCCUGGAGAGUUACGUGGAGCGCCUCGAAAAUAUCAAGUAUUUGCGAAUGGAUGGCGAAACACCUAUCAAAGAGAGGCAGAACUUGGUCGACAAGUUCAACGAUGAUUCUGAAAUCGACCUCUUCUUAUUAACCACGAAGGUCGGCGGAUUGGGCGUUAAUCUGACUGGCGCUAACAGAGUCAUCUUGUACGACCCCGAUUGGAACCCUUCGACAGACGUCCAAGCCCGGGAGCGAGCAUGGCGUCUCGGCCAGAAGAAAGAGGUCACGGUUUACCGACUUAUGACUGCGGGAACCAUUGAAGAGAAGAUCUACCACCGCCAGAUCUUCAAGCAGUUCUUGUCUAGCAAGGUCCUUAAAGACCCAAAGCAGAAGACUUCUUUCCAGCUAGAGGAUUUACAUGAUCUUUUUACACUAGGGAGUUCCGGAGAGAAGGAGACCGAAACAAGUAGACUUUUCAAGGACUCGGAGGUAACAUACACUGGCGCAUCGGCCAAGGCGAACAAACAGCACCCCGACCCGAAGGCCGUUAAGGCAGAUGGUGACCAAGAUGUUCGUGCUGUGGGAGGCGUAGCAGGCAUCGAAGAGUACGAGCACGAGGAGUCGAAAGAAGAGAAAAACCUUAUGAGGGGUCUAUUUUCUCGUGCUGGUGUUCAUUCGGCUUUGGAGCACGACAAGAUCAUGAACGGCAAUAAACCAGGAACAGAUCCAAGAUUGUUCCAGCGCGAUGUGGCUAUCACGGAAGCGGAAGCAACUGCCUCCCUUGAACGUGCCGCCAAGAAGGCGCGUUCUGUACCCAUCGGCGUUGUUACUUGGACUGGCGAAAGGGGCCACGCCGGCGGACCGUCUAACAUACGCCGCGGUCGAGGUGGCCCCAGCUCGGCCGGUGUAUUGGCCGGACUAGCUGACAGACAAGGUCGGAACGCACCUACGAACGGCUCCUCGGUCCCUCCUCUUGUGGCUAGCAACACCAACAUAGGGACCAAGGAGUUUGAAAAGCUGAUUCCGGAGUACGUCAAAGCACAAGGGGGACGGGUCCCCACUAAGGCGUUGGUCGACCAUUUUAACCCAUUCUGCGUGACGAAGAAACAGACGGAGCAGUUUAAGAUCGCGUUGAACCAAGUUGCUCAGAUGCAACAGCGAGGCUCUUCGAUGAGAGGGAUAUGGACGGUGAAGAAGGAGUACUUGUGAGCGUUGGUCGAAAUAUUGGGGGUUCUUCUACGAGAAUCAUGUGGCUCCUGAAGGAAAAAGUAUUGGUGGAAAUAUUGGUAUCGAAGAAGAGUUCGUCUUGUAAACAGGGACUCGGGGGCACGACUAUACUGCAUUUAGGAAGCCACUGGUGGUUGAGGACAUUUCGAGCAUAGCACAGGAGUUUUGAGAUGCUGGAGGACUUUGCAUGUAUUUUGCUUUACACAUAUAGCGCUUUACAAACCUGCUUUGUACAAAUGAAAUUUACUUCAUUCCCAAUAAUAUCCAAAUGGCUUCAUAAUCA